CUUUGGCUUGUGUGACGUCAUUGUUGACCCAAAAUGGCGGAGUCGGAGGAAGAUGUGUUGGUCCAGAGAGUUGUUAAAGAUAUUACCAACGCCUUCAAAAGAAACCCCAACAUCGAUGAAAUCGGUGUGAUUCCGUGUCCGGAGGCGCGCUACAAUCGCAGUCCCAUCGUGUUGGUGGACAACAAGCUGGGCGUGGAGAGCUGGUGUGUCAAGUUCUUGCUGCCGUACGUCCACAACAAGCUGGUGUUGUACCGCCAGCGCAAACACUGGCUGGAUAGGGAAGCUUUGGUAGAUCUCACCUCCACCUUGUUGCUGCUCCAUCCUGACUUCACCACCGCUUGGAACGUCAGGAAGGAGUUGCUGCAAAGUGGAGUCUUCCACCCUGACAAGGACCUCUACCUGGCCAAGUUGGCACUCACCAAAUUCCCCAAGAGCCCAGAGACCUGGAUACAUCGACGCUGGGUACUGCAGCACAUGCUGAGAGGAGGCUCAGCAGGGCUGUGCGGUGUGAAGGGUGAAGGGGAGCAGGAAGAAGCAGAAAGGAGUCAGCAGAUGAGUGAAGAUCUGACAAGGAGUCUCCAGCGAGAGCUUCAGGUGUGCUCUGAUGCUGCUUGUCGCUACCCCAGCAACUACAACGCCUGGUCCCAUCGCAUCUGGGUGCUGCAACACAUGGCCAAAGGAAAUGUCAAGGUCUUCCACGACGAGCUGUCCUCCAUGGCUCAGUGGGUGUCAGCGCACGUGUCCGACCACAGUGGCUUCCACUACCGCCAGUUCCUGCUUAAGGAGCUCGUGGCGGACUUCUCUCAGACACGUUGUCCCGGCAACAGCGGCUGUCUCCAGCCGCAUCAGUGUGGGACGUGUCCCUCACGUUCCGGCGGUGCGCAGCUGAAUGGAGAUCUGUCCGAGGAAGAAGAGCAGCUGGAGGUGGAGCUCAACAAACUGUUGAAGCUCUUCCACCAGGAGAUGGAACUGUGCUCGGACCUGAUCCAGUCUUUCCCUGGACACGAGACACUGUGGAGUCACAGGCGUCAUGUCUUCUACUUGUGGCACCAGUGGAGGUUAGAACAUCACCACCUGUACAGCAGUGGCGCCAGCACUCUAAAUAACUCCGGCGGCCUGGUAAAGGCUGCGGGCGGUAGAGACUGGGGGGAGGAUGUGAACGGACACGCUGCCAUGGAGGUAGAUGGCGUAUCGUUGCCUCGUAACAGCAAGCGUCUGAAGAGAGGCCUUCGACCUCCGAGUCUACCCAGCCUGUCGUCAGAGUUCACCUUUGUGUGCGCAGUCCUGGAUGGCCCUUGUCAUCCUGAGCAGAGACGCUUUGCCUUGGCCUACAAGAAGUGGUUGGACACUGUCAUUUGCAAGGAACUCUGAGAUCAGUAGGUGGACCAUGCUUUUAUACAGCAACCUUCCAUUCAUGCCUACAUAUUACAAUGAUUCAUACUUCCUGUCUUCAUCCACAUUCACCUCGCAGACAUUCUUACUUCAACUCUUCAUAUCCUAGACCUCACCGAUUAUUACAAUCUGACCAAACUUGACUGUAUAUUCCAUCAUAUCUUGUAGCAUCUAGGCAUGUAUGUUCAAAGAAACGUCUUACGAGUGGAAUGGGGAAUGUAUCGAUGCAUCGGAAAGAUGUAUCUCUUUGUUGGAUGUGUUGACGCGUCAGAAAGAUGUAUCUACUCCUCAGAAAAAUGUAUUUGUCAGAAGGAUGUGUCGAUGCGUCGGAAUGAUGUAUCUAUUCAGCGAAAAGAUGAAUCUAUUUGUCGGUAAGAUGAAUCUAUUCGUUUGAAAGAUGUAUCUGCGUCGGAAGGAUGUGUCGAUGCGUCUGAAAGAUGGAUCUUUUCGUCUGAAAGAUGGAUCUAUUCGUCUGAAAGAUGGAUCUAUUCGUUGAAAGGAUGUAUCGAUGUGUCGGAAAGAUGUGUCGAUGCGUCUGAAAGAUGGAUCUAUUCGUCUGAAAGAAUGAUCAGUUCAUCGGAAGGAUGUGUCGAUGCAUUGUAAAGAUGUUUCUAUUCACAGAAAAUAUGUAUGUAUUCGUUGGAAAGAUGUAUCGAUGCGUCAGAAAGAUGCAUCAAUGCUUCGGAAGGAUAUAUCGAUGUGUCGGAAAGAUAUAUCGAUGCGAUGGAAAGAUGUAUCGAUGCGUCGGAAAGAUGUAUCUAUUUGUCGCAAGGAUUUACCGGUGCGUCGGAAAGAUGUAUCUAUGCGUGGGAAAGAUGUAUCUGUCGGAAGGAUGUAGCGAUGCGUCGGAAAGAUGUAUGGAUGCGUCGGAAAGAUGUAUCGAUGCGUCGGAAAGAUGUAUCGAUGCGUUGGAAAGA
Molecule: messenger RNA, 2309 nt
Organism: Nerophis lumbriciformis (worm pipefish)
Lineage: Eukaryota; Metazoa; Chordata; Actinopteri; Syngnathiformes; Syngnathidae
Gene: ptar1
Product: protein prenyltransferase alpha subunit repeat containing 1
Biological process (GO): protein prenylation
Cellular component (GO): cytoplasm
Molecular function (GO): protein prenyltransferase activity
Source: RefSeq, a predicted model, not a curated record